CUUGCGUCCGCAGUCGGGAGCCAAGGAGACCUCAACGCUCUGCGAGGCUGCCGACGCCCGCCCCGGGCAGAGGCCUGAGCUUAAUCUCGCAGCUCUAGCCAGAAAGGGUCAAUUUCAUAGUUUUCCCCAAACCUCUUGGAGCAGGGACCGGCCUGGCCCUCGACGAGUGACAGAACCAUCGUCUCCAAGCAGCAGAUUCCCUUGAGCCUGUGCUGCGCGCUCUGCAGGAUGAACCCACUGUUGAAUACCAUUAAAUGCGUCGUGGUGGGCGACGGGGCGGUGGGGAAGACGUGUCUGCUGAUCUCGUACACUACCAACAAGUUCCCGUCGGAGUACGCGCCCACCGUCUUUGACAGCUACGCCGUCACGGUGCUGAUCGGCUCCGAGCCGCACACCCUGGGGCUGUUUGACACCGCGGGCCAGGAAGAUUACGACCGCCUGCGGCCGCUCAGCUAUCCCCAGACCGACGUGUUCCUCGUCUGCUUUUCAGUGGUGAGGCCGAGCUCUUUUGAAAAUGUGAAACAGAAAUGGGUCCCGGAGAUUACUCACCACUGUCCGAAGGCUCCGUUCUUGCUGGUCGGGACCCAGACAGAUCUGAGGGACGAGCCUUUUACUCUGGCCAAACUGGCCAGAAACAAACAGAAGCCCAUCACCCCUGAGAUGGCGGAGAAGAUGACCCGAGACUUGAACGCCGCCAGAUACGUGGAGUGUUCAGCGCUCACUCAGAAGGGCCUGAAGAAUGUGUUUGAUGAAGCCAUCUUGGCUGCCCUGGAGCCUCCGCAGCCGAGGAAGAACCGCAGGUGUGUGGUGCUCUGAGCAUCCCUCCGGGCCGGCGCUCUGAGCAUCCCUCCGGGCCGGCGCUGUGCUGCUGGCUGCUGGCUGCGGCGCCUGUAAAACUAAAUCAAACCGAAGAAAAAUUAAAAGUUGGUUCUUUUGCAAUAAUGAUAAAUAUUCUGUGUGUCCCCCCACGCUCCCGGUGCGAGAUAAGGCCCCCCAGAGCUCCGCGAUUCCCUCCCGACUCUGCUAAUUUUGAGUAACAACGUUUUGUCGGA
Molecule: messenger RNA, 1052 nt
Organism: Trichosurus vulpecula (common brushtail)
Lineage: Eukaryota; Metazoa; Chordata; Mammalia; Diprotodontia; Phalangeridae
Product: cell division control protein 42 homolog
Exons: 1
Coding region: 229-816 (195 amino acids)
Biological process (GO): modification of synaptic structure; small GTPase-mediated signal transduction
Cellular component (GO): dendritic spine
Molecular function (GO): GTPase activity; GTP binding
Source: RefSeq, a predicted model, not a curated record